Macrobrachium nipponense is the source of this 1387-nucleotide messenger RNA. RefSeq names its product coiled-coil domain-containing protein 134-like. The transcript is spliced from 5 exons. Lineage: Eukaryota; Metazoa; Arthropoda; Malacostraca; Decapoda; Palaemonidae. Bases 131 to 802 code for a protein of 223 amino acids. The record is from RefSeq and is a predicted model, not a curated record.
GAGAAGGGUUUGAGCGGAACCAACUCUGGCAACACUGCUAGGUGUAAACAAAUCGCCGGGCUACACGUCAAUUGUCGUCAUUUAUGAACCGAGCGGAAAAUGACGUUUAUGCAUAACGACCGAAAUAACGAUGGCUGGCGUUAGGUGGUCGUUUAUUUUAUGCGUUACCGUCACCCUGUGUACGCUAUCAUGUGUGCCUACAGCUGCCAACGACGUAAACCAGGUCAACCUGUUCCAAAGUCUUUUCCAGAAGAAACGAGGGGAACAUAAAUCUGCUGUGACAACCAUUCUAGCUUUCAACAAUUAUGUAAAGCAGCACAACAUGGUCAAGCUAAUUGCAGAGAAAGUCUUUCAGGUUUUAGAAAUCAGUCAGGUAACUCUUAGAGAAAAAGGAUUUGUUCCUGGAAUGGAAUUUCCUGAAGAUGAAACUGUGAGAGAAGCCCUUGCUCAAACAUUGGAGAACACUGCAUUCAUGGGAGAAGUGCUGUUACAUCUACCAGACAUUACUCAUAGUAUUUUGAAGAACAACAAGCCUUGGCAGUUGCUCUUCACUUGGGGAAUAUUUUUUGCCUCACAGUCCAAAUUCUUAGACAAGAAUACUAGUCACUUUAUUUACCUGGUAUCACAAGAAAUGGGAGUUGCCGAGAAGGACCCUCACUAUGUUAACCCUUAUUCAAAAGAAAACGCUCGCGUUAGUGGUGAAUGGUCACGAAGAAAGGAUGGUAAUUCCCAAGAGAAGAAGAAACAACGAAAAACAUUCAAGAAAGGUCCACAGCUGUCGAGAAGUUAUGGUGAUCUAUAGUGAAUAAAAUCAAUAAAUAUAACUUUUUAAUGUAACGUGAAACCCAGUCUCCCUGAUAUGCAAAAAGUUGAGACUUGCAUUAGUGACAGUAUAUUGAAGUUUGAACCUUAUCAGUAAGCAAUGCUAGGGAAUUAAAGUGUGCGCUUAGCUUUUUAAAUUGGUGGUGAAUGCAGUAAGUGGUUUAUUCUUUAGUGGCAGGGUCAUUUCCUCAACUCUUUCUACUAGUUCCAUGCCCAGCCCAGAACUGAAAAUGCUCAAUUUUGUGCAGCUUUGGGUUUGAAAGAAAUCACCAGUUACAUUUUGGGGAAAUGAUUUCCAAAAUAUAAGUAUAGUAACACUUAUUAAUUUCUUUGAAGUCGAAUACCAUCACUGAAGUUUCUGUGGAUAUCAUUCUUGGAAUUAGCGUGAGUGAAAUCAAUUUGAAAACAUGGGGUAAUUAAAGCAGCUUUUAAAACUAUCCAAUAGACAAGUUUUAACAAGCUCUUUUGUGCCUUAGAUGAAGACAAUAUUAAUUCCUGCCUCAUUUUGAUGCUUAUUACUGCCAUGUAAGUGGAAAACUUCAUGAAAUAAAAUCAGCAUUUUUUA